CAUAAUAUGAAGGAAGGGGUAUGCAACUCAUCAUUGUUAAUAGCCAAUAGGUUAUGAAUUAUGAUGCUUAUUCUUAGUGUCUUUUAAUUUUUGAACAUCGGCGUUCGGCAGUAAUUUGUGAACCUAGUGUAUUAACUGUUAAUAAUUUGCAUAAUAUAUUGGAGUUUUUGAAGUGUAACUUUAUAUUUCUAAUAAUGCUUGAUACUUACUCAUUGUUUAGAAAUUUUGUGAUUAAAGAUUGUGUGUAACAUUAUGAAUAUGUAAGUUCGGUUUUUUCAUACCUACAAACAAACAAAAUUUACAUUAUGAAGAUAAUUGGUCGGUUUUUACUAGCUAUUAUCUAUCUGGUUAUUUUCGUCAGUAACAGUGUGGAUUCAGUUGAUCGCCAUAAUUUUAAAACAUGUGAUCAAAGUAAUUUUUGUAAGCGAUGUCGGUCUAUGAGUAAAAAUCAAAUUUCACCAUUCCAGUUGGUUCCUGAUAGUGUAUCAUUAACUGAUAAAUAUCUAGAAGCUGUUAUAACAAAUACUAAGUAUGAAGGUGUAUAUCUACGUAUGCGGCUGGAUGGCCUUAGAGAUAGCACACUUAGAGUACGUAUUAAUGAAGAUGGUAAACAAUUGUACAAUAGAUUUCAACCUGUUCAUGCAUUAGCCUCAGAGCCCAUACCUCAAUCAAUGACUAUGGCUCGAAAUGAAACAACCAUAGAAUUAGAACUAGAACAAAGUACAAUAAAAGUUUAUAUUACAAUUGCCCCAUUUAAAUUAAUUGUUUAUGUCAAUGAUGAACUCGCUAUGCUAGUCAAUAGUAAUAAUUUAAUGCAAUUUGAACAUUAUCGUCCCAAACCAGAAUCCAUUCCAGAUAAUGAAGUUGGCUCGUGGGAAGAAUUUUUCAAAGAACAUCAGGAUUCUAAACCUCGUGGACCAUCAGCAGUUGCCAUGGAUUUCACAUUAUACUCAUCUUCAAAUCUUUAUGGAUUACCAGAACAUGCAGAUUCUUUUUCUCUGAAAGGAACAAGUGGAAAUGACCCAUAUCGUUUUUAUAAUUUAGAUGUUUUUGAGUAUGAAUUGUAUAAUGGCAUGGCCCUUUAUGGUGCUGUUCCUUUUUUAAUGGGACACGGAAAAAAGAACAGCAUAGGAAUAUUUUGGUUAAACGCUGCUGAAACAUGGGUUGAUAUUUCGGGAGUCAAAAGUGAUGCUGAUCGUACUUCAGUUGUAGAAUCUAUUGUAAAUUUAGUUUCUGGAUCUUCAGUAGAUAAAGAGGUACCCCAAGCUCACUUUAUGUCAGAAAGUGGUAUUAUUGAUUUUUUCAUUGUGCUUGGUCCAAAACCUUUAGACGUGACAAGACAGUACUCUUCAUUGACUGGAACUGCUCCAUUACCUCCUUUAUUUUCGUUAGCUUAUCAUCAAUGUCGAUGGAAUUAUAAUGAUCAAAAAGACGUGCAUAAUGUUGAAACAAAUUUUGAUGUGUAUGAUAUACCUAUGGAUGUCAUGUGGCUUGAUAUUGAACAUACAGACAGUAAAAAAUAUUUUACUUGGGAUCCAAUUAAGUUUUCUAAUCCCGUAGAAAUGAUAAAUAAUUUAACUAGCAAAGGAAGAAAAUUGGUUACCAUAGUUGAUCCUCAUAUAAAACGUGAUUCAAAUUAUUUUCUGCAUAAUGAUGCUAUUAGUAAUGAUUUGUAUGUCAAAAAUAAAGAUGGAAGUGUAUAUGAAGGUUGGUGUUGGCCGGGGUCUUCCAGUUAUUUGGAUUUUUUGAAUCCCAAAGUUCAAGAAUAUUAUAUAUCACGUUUUGCUUUUAAUAAUUAUCUUGGUUCAACUGAAGACCUUUAUAUAUGGAAUGAUAUGAAUGAGCCUUCAGUCUUUAAUGGGCCAGAAGUUACAAUGCCUAAGGAUUGUGUUCAUCAUGGUGAUUAUGAACAUCGUGAUAUACAUAACAUUUAUGGGUUAUUACAAGUUAUGAGUACAUAUGAAGGUCUUUUGAAAAGAACUAGUGGCAAAAAACGACCAUUCAUUUUAACUAGAUCUCAUUUUGCCGGUACUCAACGUUUUGCUGCCGUUUGGACUGGAGAUAACAUUGCUGAUUGGCAACAUUUAAAGAUAUCAUUGCCUAUGUGUUUGUCAUUGGCUAUUUCUGGUAUAUCAUUUUGUGGAGCUGAUGUUGGUGGAUUCUUCAACAACCCCGAUAAAGAAUUAUUUAUACGAUGGUAUCAAGCAGGAACAUACUUACCAUUUUUCCGAGGACAUUCACACAUAGAUACUAAGCGUCGAGAGCCAUGGUUAUUUGAUAAACAAACUACCAGUUUAGUACGAGAUACUAUAAGAACUAGAUACACCUUAUUGCCACUGUGGUAUACAUUGUUCAAAACUCAUGAAUUAACUGGAGCUCCUGUAAUACGUCCAUUGUUUUUUGAGUUUCCAUCAGAAGAAAAUGUUUUUGGGAUUGAUUACGAGUUUAUGGUUGGAAAUAGUCUACUGGUUUGCCCUGUUACAAAACCUAAUGUCCAAGAAAUAUCCGUUUAUUUCCCUGGUAAUGAUGAAGUCUGGUACGAUCGAGAUUCCCAUCAACCUAUUAAAACUAAUGGACCAAUAAAAAUACAAGUUCCUAUAAACAAGGUUCCGGUAUAUCAACGAGGUGGAACAAUAAUACCUACUAAGCAACGUGUGCGUCGUUCUUCAGUUGUUAUGAGAGAUGACCCAUACACUUUGGUUGUUGCCAUUGGCUUAAAAGGUACAGCUAAAGGUAACCUAUAUGUUGACGAUGAAGAAAGUUUUGAAUAUCGUGAUGGAAAGUUUGUUUACAUCGAAUAUGAAUUUAUUAAUAAUCAGUUGAUUUCUAAAUGUAUACAUUGUAACACAUUUAAUACAAAUUCAUGGUUGGAGAAAGUGAUGGUUGUUGGUAUUCCUUCAGUGUUUACAAAAGCCAGCAUUCACACAGUUGAAGGUAGUACAGAGUUAUCUGUGUUAUACAGUGCUAGCAAUCAAGUUUUGACAAUACGAAAACCAGCCGUUGGAAUAGCUCAAAAUUGGACUAUUACUUUACUUUAAUAUCACUAUGUAACCACAUCAAAUUUGUAUUGUAUACAUUUUGGUAUGAAUUGUUUUUAUUAUCAUAUUGCAAUAAAAUGAAACAAAUUUUAAACAUAUAAUAAAAUAGAAUAAAUAAUUAGUGUAUUUUAAAGAAUACUUAGUUAAAGUGAUAAUUACUUAAUUUUUAAAAAGAAAAAUCUAAAAAUGUGAUUCUUUAUUACUAUUAUUUAUUAAACAAUACUACAAUACUUUCUUUUUUUUAAAUAAUUAGGUGUAUUAUCAUUUCGUAUAAAUUGUAUUUGUAAUAAAUUGUUUUGCUGAAACAA
This is a messenger RNA of Adelges cooleyi (spruce gall adelgid), 3346 nucleotides long. It is a transcript of the gene GCS2alpha, whose product is annotated as neutral alpha-glucosidase AB. Bases 306 to 3038 code for a protein of 910 amino acids. Gene Ontology annotation, molecular function: carbohydrate binding; alpha-glucosidase activity. Lineage: Eukaryota; Metazoa; Arthropoda; Insecta; Hemiptera; Adelgidae. The record is from RefSeq and is a predicted model, not a curated record. The transcript has a single exon. Gene Ontology annotation, biological process: carbohydrate metabolic process; N-glycan processing.